UCCAUCUUAGCUGUUCUUAAGAAGUUUAUGUUUUACUUUAUUCUCAUUUCAAGAAUUUGCUUACAGGCACUAUAAAUGUUCAUACCUAAUCAUAUCAGUACAAACCAACUCGAAGACUCUUUCAUCUUUUCUUCCCGUAUACUAAAAUGGGAACAAUGAGUUCAACUAGCCUUGCAAUUUUGGUUCUUUUUGGAUUGUAUAGUUCAGCAUUUGCACAACUAAAAAAGGGUUUUUACUCUCGAAGUUGUCCAGAAGCUGAGAAAAUAGUACUAGAUUAUGUUAACGAACAUGUUCCACAUGCUCCAACAUUGGCCGCUACGUUUAUCAGAAUGCAUUUUCACGACUGCUUUGUCAGGGGAUGUGAUGGAUCUGUGUUAUUGAACAGAACGUCAUCAAACAACCCAGUGGAGAAAGAGGCUCCACCUAAUCUAACCCUUCAAGGUUUCGAUUUCAUUGACAGAGUAAAAGCCUUGCUAGAAGCUGAAUGCCCCCAAACAGUUUCUUGUGCAGAUGUUGUAGCUUUGGUUGCAAGAGAUGUUGUUGCUAUCACUGGGGGACCUUCAUGGAAAGUCCCCACUGGACGAAGAGAUGGCUCUGUUUCAAACCAAGCCGAAGCUUUAAAUCAGAUCCCUGGACCAUCUGACAAUUUUACUGAACUUCGCACAAGUUUCGCAAACAAAGGACUUAAUGUGAAAGAUCUUGUUCUUCUAUCCGGUGCUCAUACAAUUGGUAUCACUCAUUGUAAUGAAUUCUCUGACCGUCUCUACAACUUUACUGGUAAAGGAGACCAAGAUCCUUCUUUGGACAGUGAAUAUGCAACAAAUUUGAAGAAUAAGAAAUGCAAAACGAUCACAGAUAACACAACAUUAGUUGAAAUGGAUCCAGGGAGUUUUAGAACUUUUGAUUUAAGUUACUUCAAAAAUUUAGUCAAAAGACGAGGUCUAUUUACAUCUGAUGCGGCUCUAAUAACUGAUUCUACUUCAUUAUCCUACGUCACUGAACUUGUUAACGGAAAUUUAUCAAAAUUCUUCACGGAAUUUGCCAAGUCCAUGGAAAAGAUGGGCAAAGUUGGAGUUAAAGUCGGAACUGCCGGAGAGAUAAGGAAGCAGUGUGCCAUUGUUAACAGCUAAAUUGCUUGUUAAUUUCUUUAAUGUCUGUUUGUUGUUUCUUUUAUCGGUUUAGUUCCUUGCUUGUUUUUCUUUCUUAUGUCUCUGAUCAAUGGACAGGAUCAAGAAAAGUUGGUUCAUAUCUAUUGUGUUUUUUAUUGGUGUGAUCA
Papaver somniferum (opium poppy) is the source of this 1276-nucleotide messenger RNA. RefSeq names its product peroxidase 39-like. Gene Ontology annotation, molecular function: peroxidase activity; heme binding. Gene Ontology annotation, cellular component: plant-type cell wall; plasmodesma. Lineage: Eukaryota; Viridiplantae; Streptophyta; Magnoliopsida; Ranunculales; Papaveraceae. The coding region runs from base 147 to 1130 and encodes 327 amino acids. The transcript has 4 exons. The record is from RefSeq and is a predicted model, not a curated record. Gene Ontology annotation, biological process: response to oxidative stress; hydrogen peroxide catabolic process.